Molecule: messenger RNA, 1041 nt
Organism: Marasmius oreades (fairy-ring Marasmius)
Lineage: Eukaryota; Fungi; Basidiomycota; Agaricomycetes; Agaricales; Marasmiaceae
Exons: 5
Coding region: 1-1041 (346 amino acids)
Molecular function (GO): protein binding
Source: RefSeq, a predicted model, not a curated record
AUGCCUCCCCGUGGCAAUGAGGGCUUUGAUUUCACUCCAAUCGUCACUCAUUAUCUAUUUCUUUUGACCACUGUUCUUGCUGUCUUGUCAUGGUUUAUUGCGUUCAUCGGUCAGGCCAUAUCUGAAGCUCAAGCCCGAGGGAGCGUAAAUGUACUGUGGUUCGCAAUCUUCCUCCAGCUAUUCUUCAUUGCGGGUGUUCUGUACACCCUCGCAACCGACUCUAUUGCCAUGCACCGUCUUCAAAUAUCCGUCUUUGGCGCUAUUGCAGUUGUCUUCGCCGUUCAAGGUGUUCAAGCUGGUAUCUAUAGCAGUCUCGGUGCUCUUGAAGCAAUGUCCGUCGGCUGGCUCAUCCUCUCAAUGGUCGACAUUAUAUGGCUUCUGUACUUCACAUCCGAAGACGAUUCAUUGUUCCUUCACAUCUUCAACUACUUGGGCACUGGCGGCCUAACACCUCCUUCUCGUCGUCGUCGAGUUCGUCCACAGUCGUCUAUGCAUAAUAUGUCUACAAACAAUGGUUACGCGACAGGCGGUUACGCCUCAGGAGGUGGAAUAUCUUCCAAAGAUAUGAAUUAUGGAAAUACAAUAAGUGGUCCUGGUAUGGUUGGUGGCGGAUUGAGCCCCGGAAUGGGUGCUAUGAGCCCGGGGGUUAGGAGCCAGAACAGUUUUGGUGGCGGUAGUACCGCUGAUGCGGCUACAAGGAGUCUCGGAGCUGUAAGCACUCACAAUGCCCCUACAAGCGGUGGUGCUGCGUCGAUGACCGACGCGCCAGGACCAGGAUCCCCGUUGAUGGCAGGUGUGGGUACUGGCGUUCAGCCUGGAGCACCCUUACCCGAACAAUCGUCUUCCCCAGGAGCAGAAACGGUUACCUAUAAAGCCAAAGCGCUAUAUGCGUACACCGCGUCGCCUGAUGAUCCAAAUGAGAUAUCUUUCACCAAAAAUGAGAUCUUGGAUAUCGUGGACAAGCAAGGAAAAUGGUGGCAUGCGAGAAAAGGUGAUGGAGCUGCCGGAAUUGCGCCGUCCAAUUAUCUGCAAAUCAUAUAA